AUGCAUCCUGAAUUCUUCCACCUUUUCAUCUUCUCUUUGAAAAGGGUCUGCGCCACCUUCUUCCUCUAUGUUCUCGUUUUGCUUGCCCUCUAUGUCACUAUAUGGUCCAAGGAGGGAAUAAGUGGGACGGAAGGAAAUGAUGAACGCAUGGUGAUUGUUCGCGAACAGUGGCUCGCCAACUUCCUGGUCAACAUGGCUGGCUACGCAUCCAUUCUGUUCCCGUUUAUGCUGCUGAUAAACCUUUCCGAACCCCUUCUGAAUUCAUGGAAAUCAGACAAAAUCCACUUCGAGCCGGAUAUUUUCUUUGUAGGCCCUGAGUACGCCAAGUACAUUGGUCUUCGUGAGAGAUUUUCUGCCAGGGAGCGCCUACAGUCUUUUCGCAAACUUCAGCGGCAACUUCGAAAAUUCGAAGUUGACCUUUGCUACAGACUGCCUCACUAUCCCCCGCCUGCGGCCACACGUUAUACCUCAUAG
Dibothriocephalus latus is the source of this 474-nucleotide messenger RNA. The record is from the annotation of a GenBank genome assembly. NCBI's taxonomy places the organism in Eukaryota, Metazoa, Platyhelminthes, Cestoda, Diphyllobothriidea, Diphyllobothriidae.